GUUAAAUUUCGAAGAAAGUUAUUCUGAAAUCACAGAUAUUUGCGUCAACAUAUAAGUUUUUUUGUUGUUUGACAUAAUUCAGAAUAUGAAUCAUUAAGAAAAAAUGAACAUCGGCUUUAAAAUCAAUUUGAAUCUUAUCAUCAUCUUAAUAUGGACGAUACUUUGUCUAAUGUUUAUGGUACAAGCUAAAUCAUCUCCAUCUUCAAUUGUAAUAGAAUGUGAUGAUUAUAAAAAUUUAGAAGAACAUAUGCUUAAAAUUUCGGGAAAUAUAAAUGACAAACGUUAUCCAUAUCCGUCCAAAGAUGAAGAGUUUUCAACCUUUUGCAGAAAUAUUAAAACUGGUGCAAAAUUUACCAAAGAUUACACACAACAAUGUCUACAACAAAAUCCAUCAGGUAAAUCAAUCUUGACGAUUAUAGCCUAUUCGAUCACACAGUCGGCAAAAAAAUAUUGUGCACGUCGUAACCCGAAAAUCCGCAAAGAAAUGAUUCAAAUUGCAAAAUGUACCAAUCCCAAUCGUAAGCUUUUAACUGAAUGUUUCCAAACCUAUUUGGAUCGAAUGAAUUUGACUUUUAAAGUUGAACCUGAUAAAAAUAAAUUUCCAUAUCUAUGUUGUGUAACCGAUGUAUUAUCUACUUGUAUGACUGAAAAAUUAAGAAAUGGUAAUCCGGUUUGUUCGGAAGAAGCGAUCGAUAAUUUCCAAAAAUUUUUUGGUGGCGCAAUGAAAAAUGCAAUGAAUUUCGCUUGUGAGAAUUUCGAAGAUCAACAAGACCGUUGCCAAAAUAUGAUAGAAAAACAAGUGAAAUUAAAUGGAGGUUUGCCGCAUGUUCAAUGGCGAACACCAUUUACUAUUCUUAUAGAAUUUUUCAAAACAUUGUAAUACCUUUUUCUUGUGAAAAUGCCAUCAUAAAAACAAAUUGAAAAUAUGUUUGAAAAAAAACAUAACAAAUUUGCAGAUAUUAAAAAAUAUUCUUUCCGAAAAAACAAAGCUUGAUAAUAUAUUUGAAUGGUGAAAAAUAAUGUUGGACAAAACUUUUGUGUGGAAGAUUCAUUUUUUUUUUGACCAUAAAUAUUGUCCAUAUAAUUCUUUAAUAAUCAAAAUAAUUGUAUAAUUGAA
Messenger RNA from Dermatophagoides farinae (American house dust mite), 1117 nucleotides. RefSeq lists its product as uncharacterized. NCBI's taxonomy places the organism in Eukaryota, Metazoa, Arthropoda, Arachnida, Sarcoptiformes, Pyroglyphidae. The record is from RefSeq and is a predicted model, not a curated record.